This is a messenger RNA of Labrus bergylta (ballan wrasse), 1464 nucleotides long. NCBI's taxonomy places the organism in Eukaryota, Metazoa, Chordata, Actinopteri, Labriformes, Labridae. The record is from RefSeq and is a predicted model, not a curated record.
GUCACAAACAGCAGGUGGACAUGUGCAGCUUCACGUCUCUCGGCCAGUUGGUGUGUUUCGGGUUCUCCGCCAUGUUUGGUUUUGGUGGGCGGAGCUUAGCAAGGGCAGAGAAGAAGAGGUGGAUGCCAUCAGGAAGGCGACGGGAGUACGCUUUGGUGAAGACUCUGGCAAGGCUGAGACCAGAAGACUGUCAGCUGUCUUUUUUACCAGCGAAGACAUCAAACAAGAAUUUGAUUGAUCACCUAGACCAGGACCAGGGCCCGGACUCAGAGGGGGAGGAGUCCUGGACAACCAAUCAGGGCCUGUAUAUUAGCAUCGGCAUCAUGUCCAUCCCCUGUCUGAGUCCACAUGUACCUCAAGGACUGGCUCCUAACAGCAGGGUUUCAAAUGGUAGCGCGUCAUUGAUCGCAGUGGGAAACACUUCCAGGUCAGAGUUCAUCAAACACCUGAAGAGAUACAACAGCUCCAGUGGACAGUUCAGCUUCUCCUUCGUGGAAACUCAUGAUGUGUCAGCGGUAAGGAUCCGCCCGCGGUCCAAGAUUGGCUGGUCGGAGGAGGAGAGCGAGGAAGAGGGAGACUCCAGAACGUCGCCCAUCAUCCAAUCAGAGGGAGCUGCCUUUCCGUGGAACAUCGACGGAGAGCUAGUGGAGAUCGCCAACGAAGUGCUCAUCAGGGUCCACCCUCAGCUCAUCACUCUGUACGGGGAGGAGGUGGACGAGGUGGACGAGGCGGAGUCGACAGUUUCCUGCAGCUGCAUCUGAGUCCAGCAGAGGAUUUGCUCCUGUGUGUUUGUUUGUGUGUUUGUUACAAACAAGACACGUCACCUUAGUAACCACAAAUGAUUUGACACUGCCCUCUUCAGGUCAUUACUGUAAACGCUACAACAUGAACUUGUACUAAGGCUUCUGUCAAAGCAGCAAAAAACAGAUUAGAGACAGAUUCUCACAGCUUUCUGAUCAUGACAUUAAAGCUUCAUAAAUCUAUUUUUUUUUUAUUGACAACUGCAUAUUUAAUAACGUAUCAAGUUACCCAUAAGCUAACUUUCACUACCUGUGCUUUUUGAAGAUGCAAGUUUAUCACCUCUAUACUUAAACAAUAAGGAUAAAGGUUUUCUAAUCAAAUUAAUGUUUACAUUUUUACCUCUUUUAUUUGCCUAUUUUUUUUAACUGUAACUUUUUAUUCUGUUUUCCUGUUGCUAUGGCAGUGAGUAAAUACUUUUCUAAUAUUAUUAUUAUUAUGAUGAGUCCAAACUUAAAUGUGGGACAUUUUAAAAAAUGUGGAUUGACUCAAACAUGGUAAGAAAAAGGAGUUCAAUUCACUUCAACAAAGCCCUGAUUGUACUGAUUGUUUUAUAGGUGUUUGUGUGUUGGACUGAGUCAAUGAGUCCAAAGAGCGUUUUAAAUAUGACCUCAUCUUAUUUCUAAUUAUGAGAGAAACUAACACCAGUAAAAGAAAAAAGAGGCA